Molecule: messenger RNA, 1616 nt
Organism: Ilex paraguariensis (yerba mate)
Lineage: Eukaryota; Viridiplantae; Streptophyta; Magnoliopsida; Aquifoliales; Aquifoliaceae
Source: the annotation of a GenBank genome assembly
AUUACGUUGCGCGUGUAUCGUGAUAUUUUCGUGUUCAUGCUGAACUACUGACUAUCCCAUGGAUGAUUGAACUGAUGGAAAUCCUCAACUUAGACCAAGAGUCAGCUCCCCUGAUCCGGCGUUUUAUUUUUGUCGCUUUGGUGCUUCUGAGUACCAAUCACUGAGCGUGUUCUUAACAUUUUGGACUCGAACAAUUAGCAGGAAUGGAGUCACUUUCAGUGAAGCAUCUGAUUGCCACAGCUCAUUACACAUUUCCAAUCAGAUACCCAGUCAAACCAAUUCAUACAAGCAGGGUUUAUACUCAAAUUUGGCAUUUUCGUUUCGUGCUCUAUUCAAAACGGUCAGAUUUUCAAGAUUUUCAGGGCUAUGCAAAGCCAUCACGUCUUUUGCCGCCCACAGACGUGAGAGUUUGCCCAGAUUCAUCGCUGGAGAAGGUAGUGGCAUCUUUCAAAUGUACUGGAUCUGAGACUCUAUACAAAGUCAUGUUUAAAACAAGUAGCACCUAUGGUUCAGGUCUUUCUGACACAAAGGCUGGUGUGCAACUUUGUUUAAUAGAUGAAAAUGGUGACUCAAUCUUACAGAGGAUACCUGCUAUAUCCAUGAAAGAAAAUAUUGUGUCAGACGACAAGGCUUUGUCUGAGGUACUCCAUUUCCAAAGAGGUUCUGUUGAUGAUUUCACCUUCGAGGGACCUAAACUGGGUAAAAUUGAAGCUCUUUGGGUGAGCCUUGAGUCAGGUCAGUGGAGACUGGGCGAUGUGAGCUUAACUGUAAUUUCCAAGUGUCAACCUCUAUCAGAUGAAAAUGACAAGAAAGGUGUUCAGUGUAUUUGUUGUCAGUAUGACUUUGAAAUUGAAGAUAUGUUGCUUGGUGAGAAAAGUGACAUUUCUAUGGCGGAACUUAGACCUAGCCAGGUUUCCGAAUUUUCUGGGGACAGCUUCGCCUUGUUGGGUAGAAAAACCUCACAACCGGGUUCAUUUAGAAGCUACAACAUAUCAAAUGAAGAAAGCAUGAAGGAAUAUGUCGCUUUGAAAUUCUCUUUGUUAUUUUAUGAUGCAAUUCUUAUACUUUCUGGUUUACUGAUUGCAUCCUUGUUGGCUGGGGAUAAUGCGGCAUUAGCAUUCUUAACAGGGGGGGUCGGUGGCUUUCUGUAUUUACUGUUGCUGCAAAGGUCUGUGGAUGGAUUGCCAGCUGCUGAAUCCAUUUCAAAGAAUGGGACGGGGAUCUUUGAUCAAAUUUUUGGAGUAUUUAAGAGUCGACUGUCGGGCCUGGUAGUGUUAUUUGCAUUUGCAGCUAUUUCAGUGAAAUACUAUGGGGGAGAUAAUGCCAAGAUGUUGGCGCCAAAAGAGAUCAUGUUUGGGAUGAUGGGUUUUCUUAUGUGCAAAGUCUCCGCUGUCCUGGCUGCAUUCAAGCCCAUGCCAAUGGGGUUGAAAGAUAACAAAUAAGUAUAUAUUCUUUUAUGGAGAGAGAGAGAGAGAGAUGGAUUAUGACCUGAAUAAGAGAUGUUAUUACUUAUAAAUAAACAUCCAUAUGUACUUUUCUAUACUUAAAGAAGAAAUUGCCUGUGAAGGAUCUACUGCACCAUCCUUUCCUCUGUCUUGCAAGUUACUAAACUUAAC